UGUUGGAAAAGAGAUGGAGGGAGAAAGAGAGGCAGAGAAAGAAGAAGAACAACAACAGAUUGUUGAAAAAGAGAUGGAGGGAGAAGGAGAGAAUGAGGUAGAUCCAGCCAACCAUCUCGAUGGAUCAGAUUCCUAUGAAGAAGAGAAAGGCUCGGCCGCUGCCAGCCAGCCCAACGGGGACAUUUAUCCCACAUGGCCGAGCCACCACAAAGAGCCGCAGACGGAGGGAGCUUCUCUGACACAAACCGCCUCCGUGACAGACCCGAGUCUGAAUCUGGGCGAGGAGGAAACACAGAGUUCGGAGGAGCUGGAGCGACUUGAAACGCCGUCGCUGACAUCCUCUUCUGGAGGACAUCGAGCGGAAACAACAGCUGACGACAUCCGAGAUAUUACACCUGAGCUACGGACAGGUUGCAGGCUGGAGCAGAAACAAGUGUCGUUGAUGGAUGCAGCUGCUGAGUCAUCGUUAACGGCUGGACGAGAAAGCAAAGAGCUCAGUCUGUCCCCAAACUCAUCCAGCACAGGAAGCCCUGCGAUGGACGUGAAGGAGGACAAAGGAGAGAAAGAGGAAGGAGGUAAAAACAAUGUGAACGGCGAGGCAGACGCAGCGGAGGACACGAAGAAAGGCAGCGGCAAGACGUCAUUGUACAAAACUGUGUCCUACAGAAGGAUCCGUAGAGGAAACACCCGGCAGAGGAUUGAUGAGUUUGAGGCCAUGAUGGACUCAUGAUCAAACCAACCCUAAAUAUUGUCAAAGGGUUUAGUUCUGAUGGCUUUUUGUGUUCUUGUGCUUGAGGAUGACGACACCUAGUGGUAACCAACGCAUUCUCAUGAACGGGUUCGUAUGAUAUCGCACAAAAAGUUACGUACAACAAUUCCUAUGACAUCCUACAAAAUAUGCGCCUCCAUGCCGGCUGGUCACGUGACGACCAGUCACAGGAAAGUUAAGUUCAGCAGGCGGUCUUCACAGUUACAUAGCCGAGAAAAGGUUACUGGGAGCCAGGUAUCGUUUCAGGACCCGAUGCAGUUGAGUUUAGUCGACAAAAAGUGACUUUAAGUCGGGUAGAUAGCACCAUGAGCUGUCGGUCAUUACAGGGCUCGUGGCAGUUGAGUUUAGCCGACAAAAAGUGAGCGUUAUGCAGCGACGACAGUUAAGUCUCUAGGCACCAAAAUGACUAGUUAAGUUUAGGAAAAAGAUUGUGUUUAGUAGUACUCGUGCAGGACAUGCGGGUUGAACCCUCAGGUUUUAGGACCCGCCCAUCCUCCCCAACAUCCUCACUCACUCACAAGUCACUGUGGUGCUGACAACAUUAAAUAUGUGGAAAACAUAGGAAUUACAGUGCAUUACUUUUUCGUAGCGAUAUGUACGAAUGGUUCAUGAGAACAGCUUGUGGUAACACAAAGAGAAAAGUAGUGGGCUCAGGAUAGAGCCGUGUGGCACGCCAUAUUGAAAUGUAACUUUUCCAAUUUUGUGAAUGAAAGGCGCUAAAUACAUCUUAUUUGUUUGUAUAGCACCUAAAGGCCACAGGUUUGAGCUCUCAGUUAAUGAAAAUGUUUGUCAUCAAAGUGUCGUCCAGCAGAAUCAAAUCACUUCUAUUUUUGUAGCUGUUUGUUCACAGCACAUCAUAUUUUGGGUACACCAUUUUCCAGACCCUAUAAAGGUAGUUAAGUGGCAUUUUUACAGAGUUAAGUCUACCAGGCUGACCCUAUUUGAAGAUGUGAUACCAGUCAAUACAAAUGUUUAAAACUGGUCUCAAAUCAAUUUUAUAUUUUAUUUUUCUUCAUUGGUGGUAUUUUCAUUAACAGACAUAGAACCAGACACAUCUGAAGAUAUGUAGAUGAUGAGUCUGUAUAUUUAGAAAAAAAUCAUAACAGAGAUAAUUUAAUUAAAGAGGAAUAAUAUAAUUAAAUAUGUUAAGUCCUAGAAAAUGAACAAAGUGAUACUCUUAGGAACAUAUUUUGGGGAAGAAACUGAUACAACUGAUAAAUGUGUAGUUGACUGAUAUGUUUUAUAGUUAAUGUAAACUUCACAGUCUAAUAAUCACUAUUGUAUUAUAUUUAUUAUGGAAUUUAAUGAUAUUAAAUGAAUUUAAGCCUCAUACAGA
This is a messenger RNA of Perca fluviatilis (European perch), 2105 nucleotides long. RefSeq names its product moesin-like. Bases 14 to 730 code for a protein of 238 amino acids. NCBI's taxonomy places the organism in Eukaryota, Metazoa, Chordata, Actinopteri, Perciformes, Percidae. Gene Ontology annotation, cellular component: filopodium; internode region of axon; myelin sheath. Gene Ontology annotation, molecular function: actin filament binding. Gene Ontology annotation, biological process: actin filament organization; regulation of cell shape; regulation of cell projection organization. The transcript is spliced from 2 exons. The record is from RefSeq and is a predicted model, not a curated record.